Molecule: messenger RNA, 4737 nt
Organism: Sus scrofa (pig)
Lineage: Eukaryota; Metazoa; Chordata; Mammalia; Artiodactyla; Suidae
Gene: DPH2
Product: diphthamide biosynthesis 2
Biological process (GO): protein histidyl modification to diphthamide
Molecular function (GO): 2-(3-amino-3-carboxypropyl)histidine synthase activity
Source: RefSeq, a predicted model, not a curated record
CGAGCGGGUAAACAAGAGGCGAGUGAAGGAGAUGGUGAAGGAAUUCACACUUCUGUGCCGGGGGCUGCAUGGCACAGAUUACACAGCUGACUACUGAGGGGCGCCCCCGUCCCGCCCACACUUCCUCCUUUACCGCUCCCAGCCCCCAAAGAGUAAACCUGAGUCCUCACUGCACUGCUGUCUCCGCUUCCUUUCCACUGCCACUACCCCCUAAUGGGGUGACCUUGGAAGACCUGGGGGAAGGAUGGGGGGAUGCUGGAACCCAGGCCUUGGUAGGGAGUGCUGGGGCCAACCUGUAGCUCCUAGGGUGGAAGGGGCACUGCUCUAGUCAAGCUGCCUAGGCGGGAACCAUUCCGAGAACUGCCCUGCCCUUCCGGCAGGUGGGGACUGCAGUGGUGUCCAGUUAAGUUCGUCCCAUUAUUCACGCAUGCACACAUUGAUGUAAUCAACAAUGCUGAGUACCAAGCCUCUCAUUCUGUCUCAACAAAGGCGACCUAGUCUCAAGCUGAGCUGGGGGAAUGGGACCCGUGAGGAGGGCUGCAUGGAGCAAGUUUCAUUUCUGAAGGGAAUAGGUGUUUCCUAGGUGGAGGACUUGGGGCUUUGGGCUGGAAGUGAGAUGGGGCAGGUCCACUUGGGAGGGAAGAAAUGCGGAGUAGCUUUGAAUUCCAGGCUGGGUUUCUUGUGCGGGGUUAGGGAAACACCCAAACUUGCCCUUGGUUGAGGAGGAACAGAGAAAGUGGGACUGAGCCUGUGGGGGAGGAUGCACGGCAGCCCCCAGAGGAAGAGGAAGGCAGGCCUUAAGCGUUGUCUGCAAAGCGGUAGCUCCCCACCCCUGAUACCUGACCAGUACAUGAUGGGCAGGGCCUGGUCAGGACCAAGGACAGCUCCUGUCCAGCUGCUGCCCUGCUCCCUUAGCAGGGCUCCCUCCCUUUGUGCCCGCAGCCAUAGUUCCUUGCUGGCUGCCUCUCAGCUCAGGCACCGAGCCUUCUCUUAAGUUCGAUCUCAAGAGCAGGACUGGUUCUCCUCACUCCCAGCCUUGAGCCAUGAGCCUCCUUGCAGGUGAUGGGAGAACUGGUUAUUCCCACAUUUGUCUCCCUUUCCUGUUCUUUUCCCAACUUCUGCACCCAUGCUCUGUCCCCCGUUCUGCAUCCUCAUUCAGUCUCUUCCCUCACCAGCCAGCAUCAGCCCCUCUUUCAUGUCAUCCUGAGGUCCGUCUUUCCCGUUUACCCCUCCUCAGACCCAUCUUACCUUACUCUUGAUUUUUCACUUCUCCUGAGGUAUGUGGAGAUGUUUCACAUACUCUCUGUCCUUUUCUCCCAUGACGUAGCACCCAGGUGUCUUCCUCCGCCCUGCGGGGAACAAGUGUAGCAUCUAUAACUUGGAAGGAUGAGGGGUCUGAAGAACAGCUUCUAAAAUCAGACCUGGGCUUGGUAUCAGUGAUGCCGCUGACUGCUGUGUCUUGUUAGACUGGCAGUUAGCGUCUUUGAACCUCAGUUUCCUCAUCUGUAAAUGGGACAGCUCUUACUCCAAAGACCGGAAACUCUCAGUAUGUAGCAGUUGGUGAACCAGGGUUUGGCUGGUUGACAGACUGCUGUGAGGAUAAUAGCGAAUGCUUAGUAUAUGUGCUGUGUGAAGGACUACUUUUAAGAAAUUUUAUGUCUAAAUUAACUGUACCUAGCAAUUCUUUUAGGAGUGCUAUCGCUACAAUGCCCAUUCUGCAGAUGAGAAAACAGCUAUAAAGACGUAGGAUAAGUGUCCCAAGAGUCUCAGUAGUAAAUGGCAGAGCACAAUAUUCGAACCUGGACAGUUGGACACUUAAAUUAAAAACCACAUAAUGCCGCCUCCCAGAUGAUAGAGUGCACAGGCAGUGCUUCACACUGUAGGCGGACAGGAACUGCUUAAACUAGGGUAGUCAUUUUCCGGAGGGUCAGUGUUUCUGAGGGUGCGUGGCGGGCUGAACCGGAAGACCAUUGCAAGGGCCUGCGGCCAGGAGAACUACAGCACCCACAAUGCCCCGCGCCUUCCGCCGCGGCACUUCCGCUCGGCUUCGGGCUCGGAGGGCACUCAUUGGUUCUCCGUGGGAGCCUUGCUGAUUUAACGUUGCCAUGAGCCCGCCUCAGACACCCGGAAGUGAUCUCCCCGGAGGCCCCUGUGCGGCCGAGAAGCGGGGGUUUGGAUGGGAGGGGGACUGGCCCGAGGACCGCGGGCGGGCUGGCUCCUCAGCCCCGCUCGCACCCAGCGGCUCUGACGCUGCGAGGGCUGUCUGGGAGGACGCGGGGCCCGGAGCUGGCUGGGAGAGCUCCCGGUUGUCUCCUGCCACCCAGACUGCCCCAUGGAGUCCACGUUCAGCAGCCCCGCGGAGGCGGCGCUGCAGCGAGAGGCGGGAGCUGCGGGGCGGCGCACUCCUCUCGGGGACCUGGACCGAGUGUAUGAGCUGGAUCGAGUCGUCGGAUUUGUCAGCGACCUCGGGUGUCACCGGGUGGCCUUGCAGUUCCCAGACCAGCUCUUGGGAGAUGCUGGGGCCGUGGCUGCGCGACUGGAGGAGGUCACGGGGUCGAAGAUGUUCAUUCUGGGGGACACGGCCUAUGGCAGCUGCUGCGUGGAUGUACUGGGUGCUGAACAAGCGGGAGCUCAGGCCCUUGUACAUUUUGGCCCUGCCUGCUUAAGCCCUCCUGCCCGCCCACUGCCAGUGGCCUUCGUCCUCGGUCAGCGUUCUGUGGCCCUGGAGCUCUGUGCCAAGGCCUUUGAGGCCCAGAACCCAGACCCCGCCGCACCUGUGGUGCUGCUGAGUGAGCCAGCCUGUGCCCACGCCUUGGAGGCCUUGGCCACCCUUCUGCGCCCACGGUACCUGGACCUGCUUGUCUCCAGCCCGGCUCUUCCCCUGCCAGGGGGCUCCCGCAGUCCAGAUCCCGAGCCCCUGGAGCGUUUCGGACGCCGCUUCCCCCUGGCUCCAGGGAGGCGUCUGGAGGAGUAUGGUGCCUUCUAUGUGGGGGGCUCUGAGGCCAUCUCUGACCCUGACCUUGACCCAGACCUGAGCCGGCUGCUCUUGGGCUGGGCACCAGGGCGGCCCUUCUCCUCCUGCUGCCCAGACACAGGGCGAACUCAGGAUGAAGGUGCCCGGGCUGGGCGACUAAGGGCACGUAGACGCUAUCUGGUCGAGAGGGCCAGAGAUGCCCGUGUAGUGGGGCUGCUGGCCGGCACCCUGGGCGUGGCCCGACACCGUGAGGCACUGGCACACUUGCGGAGCCUGACGCAGGCUGCUGGCAAGCGUAGUUAUGUGUUGGCCCUGGGGCGACCCACACCUGCCAAGCUUGCCAACUUCCCUGAGGUGGAUGUCUUUGUGCUGUUGGCCUGUCCUCUGAGUGCCCUAGCCCCCCAGUCUUCGGGCAACUUCUUCCGUCCCGUCUUGGCACCAUGUGAGCUGGAGGCUGCCUGCAACCCUGCGUGGCCGCCUCCAGGCCUGGCUCCCCACCUCACGCAUUAUGCGGACUUAUUGCCUGGCUCUCCCUUCCACGUGCCCCUCCCGCCGCCCGACUCAGAGCUGUGGGACACCCCCGAUGUGUCACUCAUUACCGGCGGCCUCCGACCCCCACCUGCCUGGACGCCAUCAACUGAUUCUGGAUGCUCAGCCCUAACCCUGAGGCCCCAGCAGGAGCUGGUUGAGAGCAGCCCUGCCGCCUCAUUCCUUAGUUCCCGGAGCUGGCAGGGGCUGCAGCCGCGCUUGGGUCAGACGCCAGUGACGGGAGCUGUGAGUGGAAGACGAGGGAUUGCCAUCGCCUACGAGGAUGAGGGAAGCAGCUGAUACCGUGUGGGGCCAGGGCCCCAGGUGGACUCAGGAAUCACUGCUGAGAGCUUCAGUGCUCUCUCUGCACCAACCUCACUCUUCGGCCAGGAUCCUCCGGGGGGCCCUUCACUGCGGAUAGGAUCCGGCUCUGUUCUCUCCCGUCCUGGCACUGGCACAAGGCCUGGCACAUGCUGGCUUAGGGCAUGCCUCUUGUUUGACUGAUGGAGGAAGAGCUGUGGGUCUUCCCAGAAUCCUUCUUGCACCCCUGGGAGCAGCCCAAGACCUCUGGCCAAUCCAGGAUCCUGCUGUGCAGUUGAGGGUGUGUCCUGGUCAGAGGCAGCUGCUGGAUGCUUUGGAGCAGGUCUUCUCUGCCUCUGCGCUGUUGACACCUCGGGUGACGUGGGUGCCUACUGUGAGGGGGUGUCCUGUGGAGGCAGGACGUUUAGCACCAUCUCUGGUUUCUGCCCAGUAGAUGCCAGCAGUAUACCCCUCCCCGCCUGCGAUGACCAGCAAUGUCUCCAGAUAUUGACAGAUGUCCCCUAUGGGGGCAAAACUGCCCCCAGUCGAGAAGCGCUGGUCUACACCUAUGCUGUCCAACACAGUAGCUACAUGCGGCUGUUCAAACAUACGUCUGAAUUCAUCAAGGUUAAAAACUCAGUUUCUUAGUCGCGCGAAUCUCAUUUCAGUGCGCGGGCAGCCACACGAGAGGAGGGCGCGGCUAUAGGACGUUUCCAUCACCCCGAAAGCUGUCAGCUGGUGCUGGGCUGUACCACUCCAGUUUGUUUCUCAGGGAAACAACAGAAACGAGACUAAACCCGAUGUUUUUCUCCUUGUUUCUUUUGAUUCAUCAAAUGCUGCAGGUCCUGUGUGUUGAGAUCUAAAUGGUAUUUGACUGGGAUCUUGUCCUCACUGUGUAGCUGGGAAGAGAGGCAGUUAAACAGGCAAUGACCACA